AUGACAACGGUGAAAAGCAACUCUACCGAAGGCAAUCAGCCGGAUAAAGGCAAAUCACCACUCUCUUCGUCGUCUUCUUCGUCCUCGUCGUCCGAUUCGGACGAUGGAACAGACUCAUCGAGUGAGUCCGAUUCCUCAUCGGCAUCAAACAGCAAAACCAGUAGCAAGCAAAGCAACGGUGGCCCCGCUCAGACCGCGGAGAAACCAACACAGUUUAGCGUGACAAGUCGCAGUUCCGACGGGCAUCUACGAAUGAAGAUAGCCAUUCCGCGAAGCCAAUCUAACUCCACGCCCACACCGUCACCAACGUCCACCGGAUCAUCCGGCAUCGCUUCCGGUCAGCACCAGCAACAACUUUCGCCUCGAGAUGGCAAGCAGAAAACCGUCGAACAUGGCGCCAGGGAAGCAUCCGGUGCGUCGUCGCUGCAUCCAGCAACGUGCCUCAUGUCGGCCGGCUCCGAUGGGUCCGUACCGGGCAAAAGUACCGAAUCUUUCAAGGCAUCCCACGAAAAGCGUGACAAAAGUGCCAUGGCGGGCGAGGCAAGAAGUGCCUCAGGACGCCAGCAUGCGUCCUGCUCUUCGACGGCAGGGCCGAGCGGAAGCGGUUUGUCGGACAAACCCUCCGGAAAGAUCAAACCGGAUGGCGGUAAAAGGGAAUCCGACGGAAGGACCAAUCAGUCGGCAAAAGGAGGCAAACGCACGGCCGGUGUGCAGGGCAAGCGAAAGAAAAGUGUCAGCGAGACUGAUUCCAGCUCGCCCAGUUCUUCGUACUCCUCCUGCUCGAGCAACAGUGACAGUGAAACGAGCAGCAGUGCUGUGGAAAAUGGAAACGGACUGCAGGGCGGCAAAAGGGCCUCGGGACCCGGUACCGGAGGUAGUGUUGACCCCACGAGAACGACGGCAAUGGCGUCGGCGGGAAAGUCAAGUGGUGUCGGCAAAAAGCAAAAACUUGUCAAACGAAAAAAGGCCAAUCGCAGCGGUACCACGAGCAGUAGUGAAGACGAGCGCGAAGAUGCGACUACUGCGGGGGCUGGAGGUAGCCGUGGAGGGCAGACACAUGCCGCCAACCAAUCUUCCGACUGCGAUUCCAGCUCUUCCGAUGAGGAGGAAAAAAGAUUCUCACACGCCCGAACGGCGAAGGCGAAGCCAAUGGGACAAACAAAAGGGGCCACAAACUCCGUUGCUCGAAGCCGGACGGACAUGGAGGACUUGCCGUCGGUGGGACCGCCACUUUCCUCUUCCACACCGGCAAAACAACCGCCGUAUGCGUCGGUGGGAAUGAGUUUAAUGACCGCCAUCAUACCGCCACCAACCGUCGACGGUGGGCUUACCGCCGAGGGAGGUUCCUGUUCGAGUGAUAACGAACUCCCAGCCCUAGUGAGUGCGGCAAUCCGCCGUGUGGAAAGUGGUUCCGAUGCGGAAAGCAUCCGCGGCGCGAACGCUGGCCCAACGCAGCAGUACACGUCGAGUUUGCUGCGGGAGUUUGUGGUGAAGACGCAGAUGCUCGGUUCCGUUGGAAGCGGUAGUGGUGCCGCGGCCAGCGGUAGUGGUGGUAAUGUGCUGGUUGGUGCUGGUACCGGUGGAUCGUCCAAGGCAACCGCAGCCCAACGUUCCCCAUCGUCAUCGUCGUCCUCUUCGUCGUCGUCGGGUGGAUCGUCUUCAUCGUCGUCUUCCUCUUCGGUGGAUGAAGGUGGGCCCGAUCCUGCCAUAGGCAGUGCCGGACCAGGGCCCGGUGGUGGGGCAAGCAUUGUCCUGGACGUUCGCAAAAUCAAAACAGAAUCACCCGUUCCCACGGCGUUGGCCGGCGGUCGCAGCACGCCGCUCGUAAACGGUGUAGCAUCGAUAGGUGUCCAACAGCCGGCAGCUGUUCCCCGACGACGGGGCCGGCCACCAAAAUCGAGCCUAGCGAAUGCUGCAGCAGCAACGGCUGCUGGAGCGAAGGCAACAACCGGCCAGUCCAAACCGGUAGCCAUUCCGAUCGUCAGCGAAUCGCCGGAUUCAGGAAUCCUUUCGACGCACAGUUCGACCGGUUCGCCCAAGCAGAAGGAAAAACAAAGGGGUACCGCAGCGACAAUGGCGUCCCGGCGCAGCAAAUCUGAAGCUGCCCGUGGCAGUGAGUUGCCUGCGUGUACUUCGUCAAUCGUGCGAAGCUCCCCAGUACCCACGGUCGCGAGUGGCGGUGCAAGUCGGAGCGCGUCCACGUCGUACGCCAUCAAUUCCUGCCUCGAUCGAAACACGUACGCCACCGAGCGCGUCCUCUAUCCGCCCCGAGCCGCGAAGAAGCGAGGCGUUGGUAGGCCCCCGAAGAAGGACACCCAGCAGCAAGCGGCGAAUGCGCGCGGCAUCACCAAUGGGCCACUGUCGGUCGAUGAGCGGCUUGAUCCGCACUGGCAAAAGAUCGAUAUCAGCAAGAAGUUCCACGAGCCACGGCUGAGUGGGUACAAGAGUGACGGUGGCCAUUCGACGAUUUGCUGCAGCAAGCGUCUCGCCUCACAAAGCGGCUACAUCAGUGACUACGGUGGCGUUGGGGCUAGCGGUGGUGGCCGUAGUCGACUUUCCGGCUACAAAUCGGAUUACAGUGCGCGCUCGCGACGUAGCUGUGGACGAAGCGGUGGCGGCGGUGGCUAUCGGAGUGAUUACGGGCGGGCACGAAGCUGUGGCUAUCGAAGUGACUGUAGCACUCGCCAUCGAAAGCAGGUGCGCCGGAAACGACGCAAGAAGAUUCCGACGGAACAGCAACACCAGCAUCAGCAGCAUGAUCAUGCCCAUCACAAUAACAACGUGGACGAUCGGAAGAAUUAUAACAACACUUCUGCUGCGGCCGGUGGUGGUGGUGGUGGCAGCAAUAGUGGCAAGUCAGCCAGUGUCGGCGAACUGGAGAUCAUGUUUAAGGCCGGGCUUACGCUCGGCAGUACGAGCGACGAGGACGAUAGCAGCAGCACCAGCAGUAGCACGAGCAGCAGCAGUGCCGGGAGCCGUGAGUCACUCUUUUCAGCCGCAUCCACCACCGCCUUGGCCGUUCCCCCACCGAGUGCCAAACCGAGUGUUCCACUAGGGAAGGGAGCGAGGAAGAGAUUACCGACACCACCGCCCCCAGCACCGGCACCGGCAAAGCAAAAGGAAGUGAAGGCACCGGUCCAACGAUUACCGAAAACUCCACGCAAGCCGGCCGCAUCGAAGGCAGCGACCGCUUCCGUGGUCGCUCCUGUGAAACCGCCCGGAGCACGAGCCCGUGCCAAGUCGGUCAGUGCUGUUGAUCGUCGGCGGCACACGGCCGCCGACAUGGAUGAUGAUGACGAUGUUGAAGAACGAUGGUUAGGCGGAGGAGGAAGUCGGGCACGAAACAAAACACAACAGGCCGGAGUUCCGACGCCAAAGCCUUCGAUCGCCGCCACCGCUUCGGUCGCACUGAAGCAAAAAUCGUCGGCAAUGGUUAAAAAACCGGGCCAGCGUGGUCGUCCGCCGGGUUCGGUUAAGAAACCACCGCCAGUACCACCACCUCCAGCGGAACCCAUUGCAGCCGCCGGUCCCAAAUCAUCUGCUGGACUGUUGGAUGUGUUGCUUGCGCCCGGUGGCGACGGUCGGUCGGCCGUGACGCGCCUGCCGGUGAACAAUUUCGGCGGUGUGUUCGCAUCGAUGUGUGGCAAGAAGUCUUCGCAAGCACCGAACCUGGAUCAAUCAAUCUUUGCCUUCUCUAGCUCGACGGUGGAGGCGAAGAAUUCGUUCGCGGCCUACCUGCUGCGAGACGCGGCGAGUCGCUCCAAGGAACAACCGCAGGGUAGUGGUGCUGGCGGGAACCUGGUGAUGCCACCAGUAAAGAAAGGCCUUCCGCUGUCGAAGGCAAACGUGAUCAAGAACUCGGAGGAGUGCAACAAGCGGUUCCAGAAGUCGAGCUCGUCGUUCGCGCUGUCGGUGGUCGGUGGUGGGGAUCUGUUGGCGCGCCUCGCCGACGGUACGAUCCCGAAGGCGUCACCGACGAAAUCGGUGUGCUCGAAGCGUAGCCGACGGAAGAGCUGCACCAGCGAUCGGUUGGAGGUGAUGUCGGUCAAGAGUUACGGUGUGUGCGGGAAGAUCCGCCAGCGGCGUCUGAGUACGAUGAGCCGGUGUAGCAGCCGGUCGGCGGGAUCGAGACAUGCGGCGGCACGGAUGAAGCGGCGCAGAAAACGAUUACGCUCGAUGUCCGUGGCACCGGGAGCCCCGGAACAUGGUGGCGGUACCGGUACCGGUGCGACAACUUCCUCCGCGACGGACUCGAAGCUAAACAUCGAGAUCGAACGGUUGAGUGAGAGUUUUAACGGCAUGUGUCGGAUUGUUGCUGGAAAUUCACCCGACGACGGUCCGGCAGCAAACACCAUUUCGGUUGGCUCAACAACGGCCCCCGGCAAAGGACAUCAAACGAAACGGUCGGUGAAGAAAAGGAAAGCUUCGGAACAUGUGACUGAAUCACCCUCAGUGGCGGGCGGUGUGGGUGGGUCCGGGAGCGUUACCAGCGGAAUCUCUGGGGUCACUGGCGGUGGUGGCACCGGGAAACGACGGAACAAAAAAUCCGUACCAACGCAAAGUCCCGACGAUCAUAAGCUUCCACUGAAAAAGCGUCACUAUCUUUUAACGCCGGGCGAGAAAGGAAAUAACAGUGACAACAAUAGUGGCGUCGAUGAAGCGAAAGGAGUGAGCGGCGGUGGUGGUGGUGUUGGAAAUGCCGGAAGUGCAGGUGGAUCAGUCGGUGCGGUUGGAACAAAUGUGAACCCUGCCGGAAGUCACACGGUGCUUAAUCCGUGCGCUUUAGGCAGCGGGAGAUUGUUGGUACACUCGACUCCCGGGGCCGUCGGAUCUUCACUUUCCGGCGCGGCCACAAAGGCUGUGACGCCGAAGAAGCGACACCUUCUCAAGUCACCCGAACCGGGGCCAACGCCAGCCGAUGAGGAGGUACACCUGCAGCAGAUCAAAUCGAGCGACUCUCCCCUUACGAUCGUCAACGGUGGUGUUGGUGGUGUUGGCAUGAUGGGGGAAGCGGUAAACUCUUCACCCACGGAAGGAGGAAGGAAGGAUGUCAUCGCCACUGGAACCAACAGCGCCAUCAGUGCUUUGUCUGGCAAGAAAAAACAUCACAAUAGAACGCAGGAAACCACCACCGGUGGACCAUCCGGUAAGGAACGACAGGGAGGAAACGCAUCAGUUGUGACGCCCGCUGGGCAAAGUCACCUGAGCCCUCCAGAUGGUGGCCAUCGAUCGACACCACCUUCACGACCGUCCGUUAUACAAUCUUCAUCAUCGUCCGCCGUGUUGGCAUCGGCUGCCUCAACGUCAACAUCCACCCUGCCGACCACCACCGGCCCACCGCCGGGAGUUUUCGAGCCAACGGUCGAUCUGGAACUGGUAAUACCUCCCGCUGCCUCCAUCCCGUCCCUUAUCGCCAAGGUGGAAAUGCUCGAUUCACCUCGCCUCGGAAAAGAAGGUCAAAGUAUUGGCGCCGGUUCCGGCGCAAGUGUCUCAACGAAGCUGGAAUCCGAUGAACUGCUCAUUGGAGUCGGUGGACAACGCAAAGGAGGUGGCCUGCUGGCUACCGUCACACCGUCGUCCUCGUCGUCGGAGAAGGUUCUGGAGAAGCUGCUUACAAAAACGGGGGCCCAUCAUCUGCUACUGAAGAAGAAGCGCAAGAAACCGAACCGAACCGGUUUCCCCACGGUUAAGAAGAAGAAGAAAAAGCUCCAGGAUGGUGUCGGAUCGGUUGACGACCUCUCACUCGGUGGUGGGCUCGAGCUGAAACCGGAGGUUGGUCCGGAUCUGUUUGACUCGUCUCACCUUACACGCCACGUACCUUCCGAAGCGGAGAAGACGCGAAUGCGAGAGAAGCAACAGCAACAGCUCCUGGCGACGGCCAACAGUUGUGAUAGGGUUCCCAAGGACGGUGAGCCGACGGGAAGCUUCAUUGAGCGGCAUACCGGAGCUGGACGGCCGCGUUUGUCCGUGGUAAGCUUGGAGAAAUUACAGGGCAAGUUGCCACUAGGUGGACGGGACGUAGCGACAACACCGCCUGCAACUGGUGGCCGUGGCCGCAAGUCCGUCAUCAACCCGGUGGCAGCGGAACUUCAGUUAGCGACCCAAAGGUCACUGGAACGGGCAAGAAAGUCCGGCGACUCAUCGCCGGUCACUGGGAGAGGCAAGGGAAAAUCUAAACAACAACCACCCGAACCACCAGGAGGGGGACACAAAGGAAAGCUAACCACCGAAAGGGGCGGUGGUGUGAUGCCGAAGGAGCGCAGUCGUAGUAAGAGCGUGUGUGCGGCAACGGUUGCGGCCGCUCUGGACCACCGGGAACAUCUACCGAACAUUGUGCGUCUGAGUGAAACGCUCACGAAAAGUGUCAGCGCAAGGGAAAACAAGGAAAACAACAAGCUGACCACCGCCGUCGGGAAGGGAUCCCCGGGUGGUCCGAAAAAGUCAAACAGCGUGAAGGAACAGGUCGCGAACGAGCCUUCUACGGCCGUUCUAACGUCGCCUACCGAACCGCAGGGAGUGAUCCGACGGACACGUAGUUCCUCGAUGGCACUUGAUCCGGCGGAAGUUGGGAAGCUGAUUCACGGAGGAGUGGAUGAUGUGGCUGGGAAAGCGGCCGGUGGAGCGGCAGCACCUCAAACGAGCCCAGUGGCUGGCACGCGGGGCACCCCCGUCGGUCAUCACAACGAAGAUUCCACUUCGCUCGACUCGAUGCCACUGCUGAAGAGGGUUCAUUCGCGGUCCAUCUCUCGGCUGCAGUCGGUCAUCAGUACGCCUUCGGUGUUGAUCGAGCCGUUAGCCACCUUCCCGAAAGCACCCGGCCGCCCUAGAGGUCGCCCAAGGACGACGUCUCCCAUCACGGCCACCGAGACUCCUCACUCUCCGAGCGCCACAACCGGCGGCGUUGGACGUGGAAGACCUCGGACGGCACUAGCUAUCACCAGUCAUCCGCCGUCCGCCUCGAUCGAUCGUGCCACCGCAUCAUCUCCGCUAUCCUCACCAACGGCCAGCCCGACGGUGGCCACCAGCGGACGGAAGAAACGUGGUCGCGAUGGCCGUAAGUCCGUCCCGGCCGUUUCGACGGCCGAUUUCAUAGAACCGAUCGAAAGCGCCCGUCUAGAGACCAUGCCGGUAGCUGCACCAAUCGGCACCAGGACCACACCGUCAAAGUCGGUCACACCAACCCCACGACCGGUCGUACCGGUUGUCGUGCCCCGGUUGAAACGGGGCAAAAGUGACGAAACACUGCGCGCGCUUCAACAGGCGGAAAAACCGGCCAAGCGAGCGAAAAAGGACCCGGCCGAAGCGGGUGGGGAAUCGCAGGCAGCGUCUAAAGCCACCACCGCCGGCGAAAAGGGACGGCCGCCCAUCGUGGAACCGAUCGAUCCAGAAGAGACGGCACACGCCCUUCAGCCCGCCAGUACGACCGAAGAGCUCGAGCACGAUCCACUCCCACCGGACGAGGGCCCAUCGGACUUUUUCCGUCUGCUCGAAACACCUUCGCCAACGUCCUCGGGUGAGUCGCGGGAUGUGCUGACGCGCAGGAAACUGCCACGCAAGAAGUACAUCGCCGCCGGACUGUUCUCCGAUUGCUACAAGGACGAUGGUACCGGCGGGGAUGGUAGUGGUGGUGGUGGUGGUGGCCGGCUUGGGUCCAAAAGCGUCCCGCCGGAGACGCUACUCCCACCACCGGCCUACUGCGAGCGGUUCCUGCGACGCACGGUGCGUGACUUUCAGCUUCCGUACGACCUGUGGUUGGCGCACGAGAACGGCAAGCUGCCGGGAAGGAGUGCGGUGCCAAGCUGGAACUACCGGAAGAUCCGCACGAACGUGUACUACGACGUGAAGCCGAACCCGUCGACGGAUAAUCCGCAGUGCAACUGUCGGCCAGACAGUGGCUGCCAGGACGAUUGCCUCAAUCGGAUGGUGUACACCGAGUGCGUACCGGAGCACUGCCCGUGCAGCGAUCGGUGCCAGAACACGAGCAUCCAGCGGCACGAGUAUGCGCCCGGGCUGGAGCGGUUCAUGACGGAGGAGAAGGGCUGGGGCAUUCGGUCGCGCGAACCAAUCCGCAAGGGUUCGUUCAUCAUGGAGUACCUCGGGGAGGUGGUGACCGAGCGCGAGUUUAAGGAGCGAAUGCGUACGCUCUACCUCAACGACACGCACCACUACUGUCUCAACCUGGACGGCGGGCUGGUGAUCGAUGGCCAUCGGAUGGGUAGCGACUGCCGGUUCGUGAACCAUUCGUGUGCGCCCAAUUGCGAGAUGCAAAAGUGGUCCGUGAAUGGGCUGUUCCGGAUGGCGCUGUUCGCACUGCGGGACAUUACGCCGAACGAGGAGCUGAGCUACGAUUACAACUUUAGUUUAUUCAACCCGUCCGAGGGGCAACCGUGCCGGUGCGGGUCGGAACAGUGUCGUGGCGUGAUCGGUGGAAAAUCGCAACGCAUCAAACCGAUGCCCUCGGGUGCUGGGGGUUCGUCUGGGGUGGCCACCGGUGGCUUGGGAGUGUGCGACACUCGUCGAAAUCACACCGACGGUGGUGGUGUCGGCAUUGGUGAAGGAACCGAGUCCGGUGGAGGAAAGUUGGGAAGCGGAGAUGUUGCGGGAGGUGCAUCGUUGGCACCGGGAGGAGGCUCCAUGGUGGGGUCUACCGAUCUGAGCCCACGCAGUGCGGCCAGAUCCCGCAAGCGGCAGGCAAAGAAGAACCAACCGAUAACGCACCUCAACGGUACGCCCAUUCCCACGUUCCAUCCGCCGACGGUUAAGGAGCGUAAUCUGAUUGUCGAGCAUCAUUGCUUUUUGCUGCGCAAUCUGAACAAAAUUCGCCGGCAAAAGGAGCGGGCGGCCGCAGCUGCCCUAGCAGCCGGCGGAACGGCAGGGGCUGGUGGUGGUGGUGGCGGCGGAGUUGGUUCGUCGGCGGAAGCGAACGGGGGAACGCUGACGGCAGGAGAUCAAGGACAACAAGGACCCGGAAAGCCGUCGCUUGCAUCGCAAAUCUCUGCCCUGCGCUGUCCUCGCAACAUUCGCACCCGUGGGCUCGCCUUCGUCGAGGACGAUCCGGAGCUGGAGAAAACGGCCCGUAUUGCCGUGGCCCUCAAGGAGAUUUGCAUCGAAAUUGCUACGCUGAAGGACGAGAAAGGUCAACCGUACAUCAGCAAAUUGCAGCUGCCAUCGAAAAAGAAAACACCUCUGUACUACGAGCGUAUCCCAAGGCCGAUCGAUCUGAGCCAGAUUGAGACGAACAUCGAGCAGGGCGCGUACCGGAUGCCGAAGGCGUUCGAGGACGAUCUGCUGAUCAUGCUGAGCAAUGCGAUCAAGUACUACGGUAUCAGUUCUCCCGAGGGGGUGGCGUCGGAGGCGCUCAAGUCGCACUACUACACGUGCAAACAGGCGCAAGUUCCGAAGCUGCAGGCCUACAUCGGGGAGGAGAACGAGCUGCUGGUCGGGUUUGUACCAAAACGGGAGCCGGCGGAUGAUGACGCAGGUGGUAGUGGUGUUGCUGCUGGUGGUGGUGGUGGUGCUGGCAUCGGAAGCGGGGCGCCGAAGGCAAAACGAGGCCGCCGGCAGGAACAGCCGGAAGACAUCAUACGUUGCAUAUGCGGGCUGUUCAAGGACGAGGGUCUCAUGAUCCAGUGUUCCAAGUGUCUCGUGUGGCAACAUAUCGAGUGCACCAAGGCGGACCCGGCCGUGGAGAACUAUCUGUGCGAGCGGUGUGAUCCGCGCGAGGUGAACUACGAGAUUCCACUGAACGAGUUCACCGAGGAGGGCUACCAGUACUACAUCUCGCUGAUGCGCGGGCAGUUGCAGAUCCGCCAGACGGACACGGUGUACGUGCUGCGUGACAUUCCCAUGUCACCGGAACCGGGAGCCGCCGCCGGGGCACCCGUUCGCAAGCACACGUACGAGACGAUCGGGAAGAUCGAGUACAGCGAGUGUGACAUUUUCCGCGUGGAAAGCCUUUGGAAGGACAAGGAGGGUCGCCGGUUCGUGUACGGCCAUCACUAUCUGCGACCGCACGAAACGUACCACGAGCCGACGCGCCGCUUCUACCCGAACGAGGUGAUGCGCGUCCCGCUGUAUGAGGUUAUCCCGAUCGAGCUGGUCGUCGAUCGCUGCUGGGUGCUCGAUCCGAUCACGUUCUGCAAGGGCCGACCGGUCGACAGCUCCGAGCCGCAUGUCUACAUUUGCGAGCUGCGCGUGGACAAGAGUGCCCGCCUGUUCUCGAAAAUCUCCCGCCAUUCGCAUCCGGUCUGCAUGAAGUCGUACGCGUUCCAUAAGUUCGAACAGAAGCUCAAGAUUGCCAAAACGUUCGCGCCGCACGAUCUUGGUUCACUGGCACACUUGCUAUCGAUACGGGAUAAGCAAAAGAAGGGCUCCAAAAAGGACGACGGAAACGGAGGACAGUCGCUCGGGCUGGGUUCGGCAGGUGGUUCUGGUGGUGCUGGAGGAGCAGGAAGUCACACGAGCGGAUCGAAGAAGAUGACACCGAUCGUGCAAUUGUUGCCACCACCGCCUAAGAUCGACUCGAACGCAGAUCGAGCUCUCGAGCCAAAGCCUCCAUCGGGAGAGGUGAAGCCACGCAGAGCAAAGACACUAGCCGAGAAGCGCAACCGAUUGGAGCAGGUCCUUGCUCGGCUGAUGCAUAAGCUAAGCCUUCUGCCGGGUUCCCUGCCGGCGGUCGACAUAUCCUACCUGCUUACGGGCCGCGGUGCCCGGCUGCGACGGACCAACAACGCCACUCCGGUGCCAGUUAUUUGAGAGUGGGUGCGCAAGAGAAGGAAACGGCGUCGUAAAUGGAAACGAUGCUACGACUGAACGCUACGACACCCAUGGAAGCGUUCAGUUUCAGGUUUCUUUCUCGUGCCCGUCCAAGGACUGCAAACCCUCGGAAGCAGCUCGGGGGGCUUAAUUUUAACAAGAUUUUGUCCUUCCCCAAGGAAUAUUUUCCUACCGACACAGAGACGACAUAAUCCCGGGUCGAAGGAUGGGAUGGACAGAGGUAAAACAAGCAACACGUUGUGUGCUCUUACCUCUGUUCUUGCCAUUUCGAUCUCUUAUCUUAGAGCACGGGGACCCAAAGCUUCGAUUGGAGCUAGGAAAGUAGUUUUCUUUUAGUUUAUAUUUCAUGCACCACCUAUUAGAAAGAUUUUUUUUUUGCGAAGGAAUAGACAGGCGAUAUUAUACUACAUUACUUGCUAGGAGAUUUUUAUUCAAACUCACCCCCACCCAAGUCACAAAAACCACAAACAUGCACACUCAUUUACUCACACAACCACUCAUGUAAGCAUUCGUACACAAAUCCGAGCUGUACCUUAUUUUUGUAAGUUAUUACUUAUUUAUUAUUGUUAAAGGUUUAAACUAAUUAGUUGGCGGUCGAGUCUAGAAGCUUUGUUGGAAUGUGUUUUUUUUAAUACUUUCUUUUUUCUACUUUGGAAUGGAUAGGAGAUUUUGAGCUGGAUAAGUUGUUAUUUAUUUGUACGAAUUUUUAAAGUGGAAAUUUUGAUUCGCCUUUCCUUUUUAAACGAAGCCCUAGCCAGUAGUAGUAUUUUGUAUUGAGAGAGUUCAUAUUAUUUUUUAGUUAAGUUUUAUCUUAAGGGUUUUAUAGAUAAUUUUAAGUAUUGGCUCCUUUAAAAGAAUAUGACAACUAAUACGAUUAGUUCCGACUCAAAUAGAAACAAAAACUAGAUGUUAAUAAUGCAAGUGAAAACUCAUCAAAACAUCAGAGAAACAAUAGAGCCCCUCCUCGCCCCCCUCGUACUCAAUGUCCUGUAUAAGCGAAAUAAUUUUAACAACGCUACAAUUGCAUCUGCUUGUGAUUACUGUAAGAGAUAAUAGGAUUUCAUACGAAAGGAACCGAAAUGCUGAGAUGCGAAAAUUUUAGAACUACUCUUCUGUUUGUUGUUGAGACACGAAAAAAUCUCCCAUAAUUGCACGCGGCGACUGUCAAAUCACCGAAUCGAAAGGACUGGAUAAUUAAUAGCAUAAGUUAAGGUUUUUAAAUAAGAGAAAGAGAGUAGAAAUAAUGCCUCGAAAUGUACCAGAAAUGUUGGGUACACCGGUGGCAAGAAAAUGUAGCCCGUAAGUUCUUAUAUACAUAAAUAUAUAUACAUAUAUUCACGGAGAUCCACUUUUCUGACCCUCCUCCUCCCCUAAGGUGGCACUAGGUUAGUUGCUUAUGGCAAAGGGAACAGACAAACACACACACACACACACGCCCCGAUAUUUCAUUUCACCAAGAGAAAUGCCGCGAGUGCAUAUGAAGAAUUUAGUAGAUGUUUAAUAAUUUAUAACUGCGACUGCAACUUGGACCGGAAUGCGCCCGACCCGUGGAUUUGUGCUUCAUGCUCCAACGCGGUCGGAUGCCGAGCAGUGUCACAUAGUAAACAAUAACGCGCUUUAUUAGGGAUUUCCAAAUUUUGUGUACAGAAGAAGAGCUACAUACGGGAAAAGAGAUGAGAUAUAAGGGGUUUGAAAAAUAAACCCAUCGAUCGAAAGGGAUUCUUAGACGUAAUGUAAAGAGAUUUGUGCGAAGGAAGAGGCUUUCGUUUUGCGGAACGUGUACAGGAUAGGAAGAGAUGAAACAAAAACUGCAGACACAUACACAAUGCUGGUGCUAAAUGGAAGGUGUAGAAAGAACGCUGUACUCUAUCUCCAAACUCUGCGGCGACAAAUGCGCCAACGGGCUUGUACUCCGAAUUCUCC
Messenger RNA from Anopheles coustani, 12699 nucleotides. It is a transcript of the gene ash1, whose product is annotated as histone-lysine N-methyltransferase ash1. Gene Ontology annotation, cellular component: nucleus. NCBI's taxonomy places the organism in Eukaryota, Metazoa, Arthropoda, Insecta, Diptera, Culicidae. Gene Ontology annotation, molecular function: chromatin binding; DNA binding; protein binding. The record is from RefSeq and is a predicted model, not a curated record. The transcript is spliced from 7 exons. Bases 1 to 10755 code for a protein of 3584 amino acids.